Molecule: messenger RNA, 165 nt
Organism: Prunus armeniaca (apricot)
Lineage: Eukaryota; Viridiplantae; Streptophyta; Magnoliopsida; Rosales; Rosaceae
Source: the annotation of a GenBank genome assembly
AUGAUUUACCAGAAACUGAGGAGGGCGUUCUGCAAUACAGUGGCGGAUGCCAUAAUCAUCGGCCUCGAAAUUAACGACAAUGAGAGGGUGUGCCAGAUGAAGAAAGGGAUGCCUUUUAGAAAGAGCUCAUCAGUGAGAACUAUUGAUGCUUUGGAAGUACAAUGA